Messenger RNA from Scylla paramamosain (green mud crab), 2059 nucleotides. Its product is annotated as ferritin heavy chain-like. Gene Ontology annotation, molecular function: ferric iron binding; ferrous iron binding. Gene Ontology annotation, biological process: iron ion transport; intracellular iron ion homeostasis. The record is from RefSeq and is a predicted model, not a curated record. NCBI's taxonomy places the organism in Eukaryota, Metazoa, Arthropoda, Malacostraca, Decapoda, Portunidae. The coding region runs from base 284 to 1018 and encodes 244 amino acids. Gene Ontology annotation, cellular component: cytoplasm. The transcript has 7 exons.
GCCUAACGACAGUCUCAUCCUCAACUCAGUAGAGUUCGGUCAUUGCGCACUCAGUGUAGUGCCGUGACCAUUCUAACAACCCAUCUCAUCACCUUCAGCGUUAUCUCUCUUCUACCAUCACCUCAUCCUCUUGACACGAUCGCUGACCGCACUGAUAACUGUUCUCUUGGCGUGCCAGUGGUACAGUGGCCCUAUCUCCUUGCCUCUCACAUCACUCUGGUAGACGUUUGGACGGAACAGUUGCAUCCUUCAAGUCUAUUACGUCAAGGCAACUAAAACCGCAAUGAAUCUUUGGAUUAUCAGUGGUUUGUUGCUUCUGGGUGUGGCCUGUGUCCCCGGAGUUGGUGGGCAAUCUCCUGCUAGUAACUCUGUCGAUGAAGCUGGGACUGCCUCCGAGGAGGAAGUUUGUCACCUCGGAGUAGUUAAUUGUACAAGACUGCAAAAUUAUCCCAGUCCUGUCUGCUUCAAUGAGGGUUGCAUGAAUGCCAUCACAAAUCAUAUCACAUUUGAGUUUCAUGCUGCCUUCAAAUACUUAUAUAUGGGAGCUGUAUUUGGACAGUAUAUCAAGGAGAGGCCAGGUGUGGCUAAGUUUUUCCUAGAAGCUGCCACAGAAGAGAGAGGGCAUGGUAUCCAGAUGAUGGAUUACCUUAACAUGCGAGGAUUUGAAUACAAUGAGAACUUUAGAUUUUCGAAAGAUGAUUUGUGGAAGAUUAAUGGUAAUCAUGUCACCGAUACUUCAGAUUUGGUAUCCCUCAAAAUUAGAGAAGCACUACAAGAAGCUGUGAAUAUGGAAAUUGAUGUUACUGAGAAAAUACUUCAAGUUGUUGCCAAGUGUGCAGAUGACUACCAUGCUGCAGAUGUAUUCACCAAUCCUAUCCUAGAAGAACAAUACACAGGUCUUCGUAAGCUGCAAGGAGCCAUCAGGACCUAUGAUGCUCUCAUAAAAGGUAAUUCAGGUAAUGAGGAACUUGCAGAAUUCAUUUUUGACAAGAAGGUGCUAAAAGGAGAAAUACUGUGAAGUAUUGUCAUGCCAAGUCAAGAAUCAUAAAAAUGGUUCUUGUGAUUUGUUAUAGUAUGUUAUAGUAAUUUCAACAGAUGAAAGCUAGCAGUUCAGUGGCCCCCAAAACUAUCUUUAAAAAUAAGAUAAGAUGAUGAUGUAAUAGAUGAUAUUAUUUGAUACAUUUGGUGAUUAUGGUGGCAAGACUUGGUUGCCAUGCAUACUAGGAUGGUUGUUGUAUUUUAUAACCUGAGAAAUACUAGAUCGGUAUAUUAGCACAGCUUCAAGCUAUGCAUACCAGUCUUACUGAUACAACAUGUGAUCAGGCAGCAUGUUUCAUAUUGUUCAUUAUGCCACAGUUCACAUCACACUUUCAAGAUAGUUUUGGGAACUACUGUACUGAAUUUUCUCCAGUUGUUAAUAAAAAUAUUCAGAUAAGCUAUUCUUGCUAAUCAUCCAUUUUGUGCCUCAAAAUAGGAGACACCAGGUUUCAUGAGUGAACUCAGGUCAGAUAGUUAGAAACUGAUGAGGGAGCUACUCAUUUUUGAAGGCUUGUAUCCACAAUUGUCAACGUUUUUGUAAUAAAUCCUGUGAUAUAUAUAUAUAUAUAUAUAUAUAUAUAUAUAUAUAUAUAUAUAUAUAUAUAUAUAUAUAUAUAUAUAUAUAUAUAUAUAUAUAUAUAUAUAUAUAUAUAUAUAUAUAUAUAUGAACAUACUAUAAUAAUAUUUCAUGGCCCUUUAAAACUUUUGUUCUGUAAAAGACAAAGACAACUUCAUCCAGCUUAUGAUGAAUUAAAGUUAAAGUGUUAAUGGUUAAUUUUCAUAAUUUAUUAAUGUUUCAUACUUCCUAAAUUCAGAUAUAUUUUCCAUAGUUGCUUAAUAUACUUCAUAAAGCAAGAAGUAUGUGUAUGUCUUAGGGCACACUUAUAUGUCAGUUAUAUGUAGGCAUUACUUUUUUUUUUCAUAAUAAGGAUAUAUUUUCAAGUGUAUAAGAUUAUAAUGAUGUAUUUUUCUUUUCUCUUUUUUUUUUUUUUUUUUGCUGCAAAUAAAAUUUGUCAUUCUA